ACAAGCGAAUAGGGAAGCGUGCCAUUCUCUAACAAAAAAUCUCAAUCUUUCCAUACUUAUCGAUCACGUCAUCUCCUUUGUCUCUCACUACCAAACUCCAUCCUUAAAAAUCCCACCUUUUCACCUUCUUCUUCUCCAAUUUCACUCCACUGCCUUCAACAAAAAUGGCGAAAACCCAACUCAAAUCUGACGCAAUCAUGGACAUGAUGAAGGAACAUCUCUCUUCCGACGCCGGUAAAGAGGUCACAGAGAAGAUCGGACUCGUUUAUCAGAUCAACAUCGCUCCAAAGAAAUUAGGGUUUGAAGAGGUUACUUACAUCGUCGAUCUGAAGAAAGGCGAAGUCACCAAAGGGAAAUAUGAAGGAGGGAAAGUGGAUGCUACGUUUUCCUUCAAGGAUGAUGAUUUUGUCAAAGUUGCUACUGGGAAGAUGAAUCCUCAGAUUGCUUUCAUUAGGGGUGCGAUGAAGAUCAAGGGUAGUCUCAGUGCAGCGCAGAAAUUCACACCCGACAUCUUCCCAAAGCCUUCAAAGUUGUGAACACCAAAAAGAAGUGGUAUUGCAGCAACCCCUAAACUCAAAGCUCAAUUUAUGUCUUCAAAGGGUUGGCUUUUUUAUUAGAGAGGUGGAAUUUUUAAAACCUAUGGUAAAGCACUAGUCAGAAAUAAAGUUCUUUCAAGUAUCUUUGUAUUCUCUUUUAUAUUUGGAACAAAAAAUUGGUAUUGGCUUUUAAUAAUAUGAAUCUUUGUCUUUGAAAAUUUUCUACA
This is a messenger RNA of Camelina sativa (false flax), 763 nucleotides long. Its product is annotated as sterol carrier protein 2. The record is from RefSeq and is a predicted model, not a curated record. NCBI's taxonomy places the organism in Eukaryota, Viridiplantae, Streptophyta, Magnoliopsida, Brassicales, Brassicaceae. Gene Ontology annotation, cellular component: cytosol.